Messenger RNA from Funneliformis geosporum, 1605 nucleotides. Lineage: Eukaryota; Fungi; Glomeromycota; Glomeromycetes; Glomerales; Glomeraceae. The record is from the annotation of a GenBank genome assembly.
AUGAAAAUCAAUAAUGAAAGUAACGUCGAUGUCAUUCGUCCGCUCGGUCUUCUUGAAAGAUAUUUUCAAAUAACUCAUGAUAUAGAACAUUAUUACAAUGUUGGUCUCUUGAUUCGUUACAAAGUUCCCUUAAAAUUUUCUCUCGUUUCUACACCAUCUACUCCAAUUCCUACCGAUACAAAAGAUGCAAUUUUAAAAAUUCUUUACCCAACACUUGAACGAAUGAUAUCAAAACAACAAGCAUUAGCGGUCGUAUUUGCAGAUUUAUACAGUUCAAAACCCCUAUUUAUUCGUCUUCGUGAAAUAGAUUUAAGCAGAAUAGUAAGAUUUGCAGUAGUAAAUGAUGAUAAAGAUAUUGAAAAAUUAUUGGAAGAAGAACAUAAUAAGAAAUUUGAUGUAGAGGAUCAAACAUCACCGUUAUGGAGAAUUGUUGUCGGAAUUAAAAGCGCGUGCAAUGAGCGAGAAAUCUCUAAUGAUUGGAAUUUGUUUUUUGGAAUAUUUUGGCAUCAUACUAUUGGAGAUGGAAGAAGUGCCCUAGUAAUGUAUACCUCAUUUCAUGAAUCUCUCUUGGAAAUAUUAAGUGAGAUUUCCGACUAUACUAAAGAACCUACAACUAAAAUCAAACUUCCAAAACAUUCUACAAUUCCACUUGGUAAACCGAUCGAAGAAUGUCUUGAAUUCAAAUUUACAUUAGCACAAACUGUUAAAGAAUUGCUUAAAUUUUACCUUUUGCCAACAUUUUUCGUGAAGAAACAAUUAAAAGGUUAUUGGUUAGGCGAUAAUCCUUCAUUUUCUUUUACAAAAAAUAACACCAAAACACUUUUUUACUCCAUCACAGCUGAAGAAUUAAAUACAUUACUCAGGUUAAGCAAACAACAUAAAACCACUAUUACUUCUAUCUUUAACAUUGCGUUAGUUUUCUCCGCCUAUCAUCAUUUAAUACUUGGUAGCAAUCAAGAUGAUAACAAUUUAUCAAAAAACGCGCGGGAGCUAGCCCCGUUCGAUGCUAUUAAAUUGGCCACUUGUAUUAACUUAAGACCGUACACGACACCAUUGACACCUUGGACUCAAAUGGGUGUUUAUAUAUCUGGAAGUGAAUCAAUAUAUAAAUAUCCUAUAUCUAAGAUUACAGAUGAUAAUAAUUAUCCACAACUAGAUUUUUGGAAGAUGUGUAAAGAAUUUAGAAGUGAUUUGAUAAACAAUGGUAUUCCACAUGCCAUCAAUUUUCUAGGAAAUUUGAAUUUGCUUCCAAAUGAAAGUCAAAAAUAUAAAGAUGUUUUAAGGAAUAAGGCCGAUGAUAGAAUAAUGGGAAGAGAUUGUAGUAUGAUGGUUAGUAGUAUAGGAAAAUUUUCGGAAUUAACUUCAGGAAAUCCUUCCGCUAAUGAAUGGAAGGUUAAUGAUUUGAUAUUUUGUCAAUCAUCCGUUACCAUGUAUUCGGCAUUUACUAUCAACGUUAUAAGUUUUGAAGAUAAACUAACCUUUACUAUUUGCUAUCAAGACGGCGUUGCAAAUCAUAACAAAGUUGAGAAAUUUGGUGAAGGAACUGUUAAAUGUUUAAAAAAACUUGUUCAAAAUGAAAAUGUAUCUUUACAAGACUUAGCUUAA